Messenger RNA from Rangifer tarandus platyrhynchus (Svalbard reindeer), 2322 nucleotides. The record is from the annotation of a GenBank genome assembly. NCBI's taxonomy places the organism in Eukaryota, Metazoa, Chordata, Mammalia, Artiodactyla, Cervidae.
AUGUCGGCGGCGCAGGUGUCCUCGUCUCGGAGACAGUCUUGCUACCUGUGCGACCUGCCCCGCAUGCCCUGGGCCAUGAUCUGGGACUUUUCGGAACCCGUAUGCCGCGGUUGCGUCAACUACGAGGGCGCCGAUCGCAUCGAGUUUGUGAUUGAGACAGCGCGCCAGCUGAAGCGGGCGCACGGCUGCUUCCAAGACGGCCGCUCCCCCGGGCCGCCGCCUCCCGUCGGGGUCAAGACAGUGGCCCUGUCGGCUAAGGAGGCGGCGGCGGCAGCUGCCGCGGCCGCAGCCGCCGCGCAGCAACAGCAGCAACAACAGCAGCAGCAGCAGCUCAACCACGUCGAUGGUUCCAGCAAGCCUGCGGUGCUGGCGGCCCCGUCCGGCCUGGAGCGCUACGGCCUGAGCGCGGCCGCCGCGGCCGCGGUGGAACAGCGCAGCCGCUUCGAGUACCCGCCACCGCCAGUGAGCCUGGGGAGCAGCAGCCACGCCGCGCGGCUGCCCAACGGCCUGGGGGGCCCCAACGGCUUCCCCAAGCCCACCCCGGAGGAGGGACCCCCGGAGCUGAACCGCCAGAGCCCCAAUUCUUCUUCGGUGGCAGCAUCGGUGGCGUCUCGGCGCGGGACGCACGGCGGGUUAGUGGCAGGGCUGCCCAACCCAGGGGGUGGCGGAGGCCCCCAGCUCACCGUGCCCCCCAACCUGCUGCCGCAGACGCUGCUUAACGGCCCGGCCAGCGCUCCGGUGCUGCCUCCGCCGCCGCCUCACGCCCUGGGCAGCCGUGGGCCCCCGACGCCUGCGCCCCCGGGGGCCCCCGGGGGCCCCGCUUGCCUCGGGGGUGCCCCCGGCGUUUCGGCCGCCUCGUCCUCCGCGGCGUCCUCGACUUCGUCGUCGGUGGCCGAGGUGGGCGUGGGUGCUGGCGGCAAGAGGCCCGGCUCGGUGUCGAGCACCGACCAGGAGCGCGAGUUGAAGGAGAAGCAGCGGAACGCCGAGGCCCUGGCGGAGCUGAGCGAGAGCCUGCGCAACCGCGCGGAGGAGUGGGCCAACAAGCCCAAGAUGGUCCGCGACACGCUGCUCACGCUGGCCGGCUGCACGCCCUACGAGGUGCGCUUCAAGAAGGACCACUCGCUGCUGGGCCGCGUCUUCGCCUUCGACGCCGUCUCCAAGCCCGGCAUGGACUACGAGUUGAAGCUGUUCAUCGAGUACCCCACGGGCUCGGGCAACGUGUACUCCAGCGCCUCCGGGGUGGCCAAGCAGAUGUACCAAGACUGUAUGAAGGACUUCGGCCGGGGUCUCUCCUCCGGCUUCAAGUACUUGGAGUAUGAGAAGAAGCACGGUUCCGGGGACUGGCGCCUCCUUGGAGACCUGCUGCCCGAGGCCGUGCGCUUCUUUAAGGAGGGCGUGCCCGGCGCCGACAUGUUGCCCCAGCCCUACCUGGACGCCAGCUGCCCCAUGCUGCCCACGGCCCUGGUGAGUCUAAGCCGCGCCCCCAGCGCACCCCCGGGGACCGGGGCCCUGCCGCCCGCCACCCCCUCGGGCCGGGGCGCAGCCGCCAGCCUGCGCAAGAGGAAGGCGUCUCCGGAGCCUCCGGACUCCGCCGAGGGCGCGCUGAAGCUGGGUGAGGAGCAGCAGAGGCAGCAGUGGAUGGCGAAUCAGAGCGAGGCCCUCAAGCUCACCAUGUCGGCCGGGGGCUUCGCGGCGCCGGGGCACGCGGCAGGGGGCCCGCCCCCGCCGCCCCCACCCCUGGGACCCCAUUCCAACCGGACCACCCCGCCCGAGUCAGCCCCUCAGAACGGCCCGUCGCCCAUGGCCGCCCUCAUGUCGGUGGCAGACACUCUGGGCACGGCGCACUCGCCCAAGGACGGCAGUUCGGUGCACUCCACCACGGCCUCCGCGCGGCGCAACAGCAGCAGCCCCGUGUCACCGGCCUCCGUGCCCGGGCAGCGCCGCCUGACGUCGCGGAACGGGGACCUGAAUUUACAGGUGGCGCCCCCGCCGCCUAGCACCCACCCGGGCAUGGACCAAGUGCAUCCCCAAAACAUUCCGGAUUCCCCUAUGGCCAACAGCGGGCCCCUCUGCUGUACCAUUUGCCACGAACGUUUGGAGGACACGCAUUUCGUCCAGUGCCCCUCCGUUCCCAGCCACAAAUUCUGCUUCCCUUGCUCUAGAGAGAGUAUCAAGGCCCAGGGGGCUACCGGCGAGGUGUACUGCCCCAGCGGAGAGAAAUGCCCCCUAGUUGGGUCGAAUGUACCUUGGGCCUUCAUGCAGGGCGAAAUCGCGACGAUCUUAGCUGGGGAUGUUAAAGUGAAAAAGGAGAGAGACCCUUGA